AUGGGUUUGAAUUUCAUCCUCCUAUUGGUCAUGGUGGCGACCAACAACCUCUCCCUUUAUCAUCUCUCCUCAACCGUUCAGUCCCCCAAGCCUCCACCUCCGCCUCCUACCCCCGUCCCCGACAACCUCAUACGGCAGCUUAACACCAUACGCGCCGCCAUUAACAACCUCACGCGCCAUAACCCAUCCUCUGCAGCCUCGACGGCGAAACCCAGUUCCGUCGUACCUCAAGAUCUUACUCUCCAUUCUCAGAUCGGCCCCAUUGCUUCUUCCUGCCAUAACCAGCCCGACCUUCUCCAUAGGUACAUGAAUUACACUCCCUUUUCGAUUUGUCCUUUCGACCCUAACCUCCAGGAAACACUUAUUCUUAACGGUUGCCACCCGCUUCCACGGAGGCGGUGCUUUUCGAAAACCCCAUCGAAACAGCCUUCUUCUCUGCCUUUAACUCCUUUCCCGACUUCCCUCUCUGAUUCCGGCGUCAUAUGGAACAAAUACUCGUGUAAAUCCUUUGCCUGCCUUUUGCAAAACAACCCCACAAGCUUCGAUCUCAACGCUCAACGCUCUUCAUUGCUUAGAUUCACUUCCGAGCUCGAUCUUCCAAUCUCCCAGUUCAUGCAAUUGGCUAACUCGGCGGUUCGUCUCGGCAUCGACAUAGGCGGUGGCACCGGAACCUUCGCCGCCGUAAUGAAGAAAUCCUACAACGUCACCAUGCUGACCACCACCAUGAACGUCAAUGCACCUUACAAUGAGGCCGUGGCUCUACGAGGGUUGGUGCCUUUACACGUGCCGUUGCAGCAGAGGUUCCCUGUUUUCGACGGCACGAUGGAUCUGGUCCGGUGUGGGAGGGCCGUGAACCGGUGGAUACCGGUGUCGGUGAUGGAAUUCAUGUUCUAUGAUGUGGAUCGAGUGUUGAGAGCCGGAGGGUAUUUGUGGGUGGACCGGUUCUUUAGCAAAGCGGUGGAUCUGGAGAAAAUUUAUUGGCCUUUGAUAGGGAAGCCUGGGUAUAAGAAAGUGAAGUGGGCAGUGGCUAACAAGACAGAUCCCAGUGGUUUGAAACAUGGGGAAGUUUACUUGACUGCUUUGUUGCAAAAGCCUGUGUCCAAGUCAUAAUGGGAAUUGAAGAGUCAUUGAAUUUUUAGGUAUUUGAUGUCGGACCACUCUUUGUUUUGAUUCA
Hibiscus syriacus is the source of this 1174-nucleotide messenger RNA. RefSeq lists its product as uncharacterized. Gene Ontology annotation, molecular function: methyltransferase activity. The transcript is spliced from 2 exons. Bases 1 to 1110 code for a protein of 369 amino acids. Lineage: Eukaryota; Viridiplantae; Streptophyta; Magnoliopsida; Malvales; Malvaceae. The record is from RefSeq and is a predicted model, not a curated record.